This is a messenger RNA of Diorhabda carinulata, 1374 nucleotides long. Its product is annotated as lysosomal acid glucosylceramidase-like. NCBI's taxonomy places the organism in Eukaryota, Metazoa, Arthropoda, Insecta, Coleoptera, Chrysomelidae. The record is from RefSeq and is a predicted model, not a curated record. The transcript is spliced from 9 exons. Gene Ontology annotation, biological process: glucosylceramide catabolic process. Gene Ontology annotation, molecular function: glucosylceramidase activity.
AUGUUUCAAGGUCAUGACGGUAUUGAAUACACCAUGGCUAGAGUUCCGAUAGGAGGUUCAGAUUUUUCAACACGGUUGUAUACUUAUGCCAACUCAUCUUGCGAAGAUAUAGAAUUGACUCAGUUCAAAUUAUCACAAGAAGAUUUGGACUUCAAGGAACUAAUAAGAGCACGACCAUAUAAAAAUGAGAGUCUAAUAGCAUUUGGAAAUAGAUUACAAUUACUAAAAAGUCAAACGAUACAAAGAAUUAGUAACAAUUUAAAUUUAAGGGAAAUUGACAAGAGAUGUCAAAUCAAUCAUUGCGAAAAAACAGCCUUGAACAACUUUAUAGCAGGAUGUUCAGAAUCGGAAUUAAAUGAUUGUAAAGAAAUAAAUGAACAAGUAGAACUAGAUCUCAGUAAAUUAUUUGAUGAAGAAGAAAAAGAUAAAUUGAAUGUAACAGGAAAGAAUUCAGAAGAAAAUAUUAUAAUGGUAGGAGAAACGAAUAAUGAUACAAAAUUAGAAUUAGAAGUAGAAUUAUUUGAUAAGAAUAAUGAAGCUGACAACAGUAUUAAUAUUACUACUAAGACGACUAAGACAGAAGACAUAGAAAUUACGGAAAUUCCAUUGAUCAAAAAAUCCUUGGAACUAUCCAAUAAUAACUUGAAGUUAAUAGGAUCAGCUUGGACCAGUCCGAAAUGGAUGAAAUUCAUUGAACCUUACGGAUAUUUGAGAGAAGAAAUGUAUCAACCGUGGACAAAUUAUCACUUAAAAUUUUUGGAUUCAUAUAAGGAAAAUGGCAUAUAUUUUUGGGGGAUUACUACUGGCAACGAACCUUCAUUAGUAUUUAAUUUAAUUCCAUCGCUACCUUUUCCAGGUCCAGCUUUGUCUAUAUGGAUAGCAAACAAUUUUGGACCAGCGAUAAGGAAUUCAAAUUACUCGAAUAUAAAAAUUCUAACACUCGACGAUCAAAAACAUAUGUUUACCAUACUUUACAGAUCAGAUUAUUCGUCUGUCCAGAUGAAUUCCAAGGUAUUUUGCUGCAGAAGAUGCCCGCUUAACACUACAGUUGAACAGAUCCCUCUUCAAGAAUACGCCGUUGCUAUACUGGAGGUUCUCAGACAUUGGGUUCUAUGUGGGAUCGAAAGAAAUUUGGCAUUGAACGAACAAGGUGGAUCGCACAUUCAAAACAAUUUCGUAGAUGCACCUAUCAUAGUUAAUGCGACAUUCGGAGAGUUUUACAAGUAACCAAUGUACUAUGCGAUUGGAUAUUUUUCGAAAUUCACCACACCUGGUUCUGUGUUGAUUGAUGUUUCACCAUUUGAUGAAUCUGUGAGCACCGUUGACUUUAAAAGACCCGAUGGCGGUAUCUUAAUUAAUAUUAUCAAUUUGUAA